AUGAAGGACAAGGUGCGCAACAAGCUCUCGAAGCGGCAGCACGAGGACGAGGCGAGCUGGUCGACGCGGUCGUGGCUUUCGCUGCAGGCCCAGCGCAUGUCAGUCGCGCUGCAGCUCGCGGCGGCGGAAGAGAUUGCGACCGAGCUCAGGCUCGCCGCGGCGUCGGAGGACGCCGCCGCUGUCUCAAUCGCUGCCAUCGGAAAGCACUGCAACAACAGCGCAGCCAUGGUGGAGCUCGCCCGCCGCAGCGUGCUCCUCAAUCUCCUCGCGACGCCGCUCGCGCCACGGCUGGCGCCGUCCGCCCGCCUCACCCUGCCGACCGCCUCCGGCGAAGUCGGGAUGGCCGGCUGCGUCAGCUACCCCGAUUGGCUGCUCGGCACGUGGGACGUGAGCAACACGCUGCAGCGCUUCGUGAUGCCUCUCGGGUCGGCGCUGGUCGACCCGCUCACGCAGCUCAGUGCGAUGGACGACCUGCGGAGGGACGAGACGCUGCGAUAUCUGCUGCGGUGGACGCGCGACGGGACGGGCGCCUGCGUGCAGGACCGCGCCUUCAAUGGGGCGCAGGAGGCCGCGGCGUUCCUCGGCGACCUCGGCUCCGUCGCCGCAUCCGAGGGAGGGGCGGCAAGCCGCAAGUGCCCCAACGACCGCCAGUGUCUCACCACGCCCUGGUCCGCUCCCAAAUGGCGCACACCGGCCGUGCAUCGGGCGCAUGGCGCAGCGCAUAGCGCCUCGUCCAGCACCUUGCCACCGAGCGACGCUGGCGACUUCCUGACCUCGGAGCUGCUCGAGCAGAGGGUGCGCUCCUCGCCCGACGCCGCAGAGGAGGUGAUCCUCGCCGGCGGCCGCGACGAGUCGAUAUCAAGAGAGCGCCGCAUCCCAGGCAUCUGUUUGACAGGAGGAGGCCGGGCGGCGGGGUGGCGGAGGCUCGCGCAGUACGGCCCCGACGGCGGCCCCUCCAGAGGCCUCGCCAGCGGGCGCGCCGUCUCGUGCUUCGACUACAGCUGGGAGCUGACGCGCGUCGACGAGGCGGAGAGGGUGCUGGGCGGCGCCGACUUGCGCAGGGCGGGGGCAGCGUAG
Messenger RNA from Emiliania huxleyi CCMP1516, 1077 nucleotides. RefSeq lists its product as hypothetical. Lineage: Eukaryota; Haptophyta; Isochrysidales; Noelaerhabdaceae. The record is from RefSeq and is a predicted model, not a curated record. The transcript is spliced from 7 exons. The coding region runs from base 1 to 1077 and encodes 358 amino acids.